UCUCGAAGUUGCAUAUGGUCGCAUGUAUGUUUUGUUGUUGCGAGCGAUGAUAUGUUCAGAUAAGACUGUGAAUACUUUCAUACUUUAACAUUUAGUUGGUAGAAAUGGGUAAUCAAGUGACACGUGCCGGGCAUGCAUCGAACAAGAAGACUGAUGCUGUCCCGCACACCGGCGACAUGGCCAAUGCGAAUAGUCUGUCGAAAAGUUCCUCCGGAACCGAAUUAGAAAGUAAUUCGCAUAUGCAGUUCUUUCCGAUCGAGAGUCUAGCAAAGACUUUGUCUCAUUUAUCUCAUGAUGAGGAACGUGUAAAUGGUAUUACAAAAUCUGUGUUCCAACGGUACCUCUUCCCUAAUUAUCUAGAACUAGGCGAAAAUUUGUUCAACUAUCUUUAUCAUGCUGCUAAUGUUAGUACUUCAUAUUUGAGUGCCAAUUCUUUCAAACAACAAGCUGAGAAGUUCAUUUCUAUAAUGAAUGAUCAAAUCAUAUUAGAAAAUUAUGUGAAAAUGUAUUCGGAUGUAAGGGGAGAUGGAAGUAUUAGUCCUGACAGAUUGAAAGCCUUAUUGAAUCUUUCUUAUAAAAUUGCCAUGGACAGUAGUGGAACUCCUUCAUGUCUCUAUGCAGAACAAAUAAUUAAUGCAGUUGCUGUAUCUUGUUUUCAUGGCAAAUAUGCUUUGUCUGUGAGUUAUGUGAGCAACUGGAUUUGGCAGCAUUGUCCACGCAUAGUCUAUGGUCCUCAUCGUUAUGUAAUUCAUGUAUUGACAACCGCUUAUCGCAAUGGCAAAGCUCUGUUGUCUAAAGAACAACCUCAACCACAUCUGGAGAUACCAACACCUAUAUUAGAACAACCAGAGUCCUUAGAUUUUCCUCAGAUUUUACUACCUGUAAGCUAUGUAUGGUUGUUAUCAACCACUCUACCUCAAUGCUACCUUCAGGCAGAUGAUUCACCAAAGGAUAUUACUCAUGCCUUGAUAGCUAAGAGAAUGGGCAGUGUAUGUCCUAGACACUGGACAUUGUUAUACAAUAGCUCAGAAAAUGGGACAGGAGCUAAUCGUUUUCUUCAUCAUGUGCUAGGUUACAGAGGUCCCACUCUAUUAUUCAUACGAGCUGUUAGUCCAGACAAAGAUACAGUCUCUCCCACACUUUGUAUAUGUUCAGCAGUAGAAUGGCGUGAAAGUCAUCUGUAUUGGGGUGACGAAGAUUCAAUGGGCAUUGAACUGUUUCCCUCAUAUAGAAUUAUUGAGAAAGGAGGCAAAGUAUUAUACCUGAAUACUAACAUCAGGGGCUAUCCUCACGGAUUACGAUUCGGAAGUAAUACCCGCUCGCCAUAUAUCAGUAUAGAUGAAUCAUUCCAUUCAGUUAGUAUUGCAGGUGCACCUUAUCCAAUUGCUAGCUUAGAAAUGUGGGGUUGUGGAGAUACGAAAUUGAGGGAACGUCAAUUGGAAAUUAAAAAGUGGCAAGUAAAGGAAGCAGAAAAGCAAAGGACCGUUAAGUUAAGCGCUAGCGACUGGAUAGAUCAUCCUGAUCGCUACUUACUUGAAUUGGCGGGUAGGGCAUCUUAUAACGAGUCGAAUAAAUAGUCCUAAGAAGAUACUGUAUUAUAGCACAAAAUUAAUUCAGGAUUCUAGUAGAUUACUUGUAUAUAUGUAUAUACUAUCAAGCAUAUUGCUGCUAGAAUAUGUACUUAUGCUGUAUGUGUAAGAUCGCAACCACCAUAUUCAAUUUGCUUUUUAUUUUAAAUGUGUACUUAUCUAGUACACCGAGAAAUGCAGAUUAUAAUUAUUUAUGGUUAUAAAUAUGUCAGAACAAGGCGACGAUUUUUUAUAUUUGAUGAAAACUGACAAAUUGACAUCGAAAUACCAUUUAAACUGUAUAGU
This is a messenger RNA of Habropoda laboriosa, 1874 nucleotides long. RefSeq lists its product as uncharacterized. The record is from RefSeq and is a predicted model, not a curated record. The transcript is spliced from 5 exons. NCBI's taxonomy places the organism in Eukaryota, Metazoa, Arthropoda, Insecta, Hymenoptera, Apidae. Bases 105 to 1577 code for a protein of 490 amino acids.